Camelina sativa (false flax) is the source of this 838-nucleotide messenger RNA. Its product is annotated as protein OXIDATIVE STRESS 3 LIKE 3. Lineage: Eukaryota; Viridiplantae; Streptophyta; Magnoliopsida; Brassicales; Brassicaceae. The record is from RefSeq and is a predicted model, not a curated record.
AAGUUAUUUGAGAGACCGAACUCAUUAGAUAAUGUUUUAAAUUCGAAUGAUUCAUUAGGUUAAUGAAUUUUUAAGUACGGGCCGACUAUAUAAACACAUUGAUUAAAAAUAUAUAUAAAGCAAACGCUACUGUUUCUAUUCUCAACUCUUUAGUACUAAAUUAGGAGCGGCUUAAAAGAAAAAAUGCACUAUCAAGAACAGAUGGAGUCUCUUAUGUUGGGAGAAGAACGGAGACGCGGAAACUUAGUCAGAGACGCAGACGUGGACGCAGAUGAAGGUGUUAACUCUCCGUCUUCUUUUCCAAACUCUCCUGAUGAUUCGGACCGUCGAACUUCUUCUUCUUCUUCAAGGAGAGGAUUAUCGAAACAUUACAAAGGUAAAUCACAGUCUUUCACAUCGUUAGCAGAAGCGUUGAGCGUGGAAGAUCUCGCCAAGCCGGAGAAUCCAUUCAACGCAAAGCUGAAGCAGCGACGGGAGAGCCCUCACUGUCGUAGAUUAUCCGGAUGCGGCGGCGCAUCGGAGCGUAAUCUAAGUGGUCACGACGUUUUCCUCGAUAGGCCGCCGCGACUCUCCGGUAGCAGACCGCCUCUAAGAGCCCAGACGCUCUCGGCGGCUCAUAUUUCGACUUUGCUCACUCGAUCUUAAACCGGUUUCCGUUUGGGAGAGAAAUCUUUUUCAAUUUUUUUGUUUUUCUCUAAUUUUGUAUAAGAGUUCCUUAAAAAGAAAAAAGUUUUCUCGACUCUUUUGAUAAUUUUGUAAUUUUUUUUUUCAGUUUAAUUUAGAAAGCACUUAAAACAGUAUAAAUAUAAAUACAAGUAGCUGACCAAUUUUCUUAUUA